This is a messenger RNA of Pyrus x bretschneideri (Chinese white pear), 669 nucleotides long. RefSeq lists its product as uncharacterized. The transcript has 2 exons. NCBI's taxonomy places the organism in Eukaryota, Viridiplantae, Streptophyta, Magnoliopsida, Rosales, Rosaceae. The record is from RefSeq and is a predicted model, not a curated record. Bases 27 to 341 code for a protein of 104 amino acids.
AGCUUGUGCAAGAACACCAGAAUAAUAUGAUGAUAAGUACCCAACACCACACCGAAUCAGAUCCUAAUUAUCCAUAUGUCAUCAAUGGAGAUUUGUCCAUGCAUGAGCAUAUACCAGGAAUAUACUUCCUUGGUUAUACUGAUGAAGAUGUUGAAAGUGCUAUGAAAUAUGGGCGGGGAAUUUUAGAACGCCUCAUCAUGGACACUGAUGAAGAAGACACAGACAAAGAAGGGCAAGAGGAUGCCAGUAACAAUUGCGGCCUCGAAGGCUGGAAGGUGCUCCUCACAGCUUUCGGCUUAUUUUUCACGCUUGCCCUAGUAGUUCGGUCCUCCAUCUCCUAGAAAAAGAAGCGACAGUAGUCCACAAGCCAUCCAUGAGUUUGUAAUUUUACUUCAUACAGACAUCUUUGGAUUCCCUCCUUGUUUUUAAGAUGUUUUCUGCCUUCAAACUUCGGGUUCACAGCUAAGCGCUUAACCGCUUGAGAUAUAAAAACCCUAGCAAUUAGAUAUCGAAGUUCAAAUAUGUUCAACAUCAUCAAAUAUUGCAUAGCUCAAAUGUGUUCAACAUCAUCAAAUACUGAAAUACAUCCAGCAUUAGCGAUGCUAUUUCGGCACCGUGGAAAGCAAAAACAUCCUAUUUGCUUAUAAAUGUCAAAGUUACAGAUCUUAA